Phymastichus coffea is the source of this 2074-nucleotide messenger RNA. It is a transcript of the gene ICA69, whose product is annotated as islet cell autoantigen 1. NCBI's taxonomy places the organism in Eukaryota, Metazoa, Arthropoda, Insecta, Hymenoptera, Eulophidae. Gene Ontology annotation, molecular function: protein domain specific binding. Gene Ontology annotation, cellular component: Golgi apparatus. The transcript is spliced from 7 exons. The coding region runs from base 153 to 1406 and encodes 417 amino acids. Gene Ontology annotation, biological process: regulation of transport. The record is from RefSeq and is a predicted model, not a curated record.
UUAUGUUUGAUAGUGUCCGAAUUAAUAUCUCCGUGAUAGUGUCAGAAAAAUUCUGUGAACACCGUAAUCUCUAACUACCUAAAUUAUAUACAGGUUCCAAAUCUUCGAACGUCAUCAAUAUUUAUUAAUAGAAUUUAACAUUGAUUCUAAAAAUGCAGCAUCAUUAUUGGAUUACUAAGCAAACUCUUUCUCAAAAGUUAGGACGUAAAGAAGAUGAGUGCAUUGUUGCAUCAGAUGCUGAAUUAGAUACUAAGUUAGAAUUACUUCGUAACAUUCAAAUAUCCUGUACAUUAAUUCAAAGGAUAAUUGAAAAAUAUCAAGAAUCUGUUUGCUAUUUGUCCCAGGAAAUCAAUUCCAUGGGUAGAUUCCUCAAAGAAAACAGUAAUGAAGAUAAAACUCGGGUAGCAAAUGUCAUGCUAUCCAUUGGCAAAAAUCUUAUAUUUUGCGCACAAGAGCAGUUGGCUCUGCAUGAGCCUUUAACAAGAUUCCAUAAAGAACUUGAAACCUUUCGUCAACGAGCUAUUGGAGAUACUUUAAAAAAUGUUUUAGCAAUGGAGAAAGCUAGAACGGAGUAUAGAGCAGCAUUGUCUUGGAUGAAAAAUGUAUCACGACAAUUAGAUCCAGAUACAUCCAAACAACUAGAAAAAUUUAAAAAAGUUCAAAGUCAAGUUCGAAGGGGUAAAGAAAAUUUCGAUAAAUUAGCCCUUGAUUGUCUGCAGAAAGUUGAUCUACUCGCCGCCGCUCGUUGCAAUAUGCUUAAUCAAACGUUGAGUUUUUACCAUAAUAAGCUACUUCAGUGUACUAAGAAAACUACAAAAAUUUUCAUAACGGUAGAAGAAAAUGUUGAAUGUUCCGACAAAGUUUUACUAGAAAUCCAAACGCAAAUGUCGAGAGACCAUAAUUUUGAAAAUUAUUGUCCUCACAAUAAUGAGCAAGAAGAAUUAUUAUUCACAGAACGGAAAACCUUAAUUCAUGAAGCAAUUUCUGGUACAGCUAUUGUACAAUUGAAAGGAAUCGUAAAUGAGUUUGAUUUGACAGAAACAAGAAAAUCUUCACUAACACCGGAUGAAUAUCAUAACCCAUCAGAAAAAAAUUUAUUUACUAAUUGCAAGACUGAAUUAGACAAUAAUUGUGUGAAUCAUUUUAAUUGCGAAGAAGAAUCUGGAUUCAAUUCAAAUUUCAAAAACGCAGAUAAUUUUUUAUCAUCAUCAAUACUUUUAGAAAGUUUGACAACUAUUACUCCAGAAUCCAAAACUUGGAUGAGGACAGUACUGGAAGAUAAAAACAACGUACAACCAACAAAUACAAACCAUAAUACAAAGUCGUGGAUGACAAUCUUUGAAGAACUUGAUCCAUUAUCAAAUCAAACAGAAGAUAGAUUAAUGCAGCAUAAAAAUUCAUGUUAACAAUAUCGUAGACGUUCUGUUGUACUUUAGUGUAAAAUUAUAUUAAACGGAUAUCUUCGCUUCUCUCAACAACCUCAAACUUUUGUUUGAAAAUUUAAAAAUAUUAAACGCUAGUAUCUAUUACCGUCGUAAACAAUGCAGCCUGUCUCAAAUGUGCAAGUUCAUUCAAAAAUACUCUAACUAAACACUAAACACUCGAACUGCAAUCAUCUUAUUCCGUUAGGAUAUUUUGAGGAAAGGUAUAGCGAAAAAAGGAGUUAAUUUUAAAGAUAAAGUUUAUUAAAUAAUAAUUGAAAUAAUAACUUACAAAAAGUAUUUAUAAUUACAAUAACACCAGUACAUACGUAAAAAAUAGUGGUCUGUACAAUAGACCAAACCUAUCCUUAUGUAUUUUGACGCUGAAUCCGAAUUCGAAGUUGGUUUUUCUGAAACACCCGCAAAAUUUUUUAAAAUCGUGAAACACCGUGAAGAGUCGCGGAAAAUUGUGAAAAUUUGCAUUUAAGAGAAUAACUUAGUUGCAAUACAUUUUUUUAUGAAUGUCUUAUGUAUGAUUUAUCUGAAUUUGAGACGUUUAAAAUGAGAUCUGAUGAAUAUUUGUCUUUUAUAUGCCAACAACUUUGAAAAAAUGUCAAAAUCUUGUAAAACCGCUUAAAAAAUAAAAAUUUUGU